UCCUCCUUUCUUCUCCUCUCGUCUCGCCUCUCUGUGUGCGCGAAAUACCUCAUACCGACUUGUGCGGAGGAAAGCUCCAAAAUACUUCACAGUUUUUGAUACUUCACUGUUGUUUAACUUUAUCUAUUAUUAUUAUUGUUUUUUUUUUUUUUUUUUGGGAAAUUUGCGAUGAGGGAACCUAAAUCUUCUGAGAAGGCUUCAGACCGGGAGAAAAAAUGGGAUAAGGUUUUCAGCGCGUUAGUGAAGCUGUCCCAGAAUCUGCAGAAAGAUAGGGAGUUUCUUGAACACAAAGUGAAAUCUUCGCUAGGGGUAAUUUAUAGGAUGAAGAUGGAAAUGAAACUUGAGACAAUCGAGGCACAACUGAAGUUGGGCUUGAAAGAGAGGGAUGCUUUCAUCUACAAGCUCAGACAUGAUAAUGCAGAUGAUGAGCUCUCUGACUUGGGGGAAUGGUUGGACUGUGUUGCCCCAAAGGACCCAAAAACAAUAUCAGAUGAUGCUCGUGAUAAUGUGAGGAAGUUAAAGAGUGAUAUGGAAAAGUACAAACUGGAGAAGAGCUCAGAGAUUUCUGCUCUCUUGACAGAGAAGAGUUUUGCUUGGAACCAGUAUAACGAAAUGGAGAGUCAUUUGAGGGAAGAACUGAGGAAGAAAUGCGAUGAAGCCGAACGUGCCAGUGCCAAAGUGCAGAUUCUAGCAAACAGAACAGAGGAACUGCAAUGCUCAAAUGAGAAGUUGAGAGCUGACUUGGCAAAGAUGGAAUUUGAAUCAGCUCAAAAGAGUGAGGAAAUACGUAGGCUUUCAAAGGAAAUGGAGCUCUUGAAAUCAAGAUUGGGGUCAGAGAUAACUCCACUGCCCUUGUGCAAUGGCAAAGCCUUUAGGGGGGCCAUGAAUGAUUCUGCUAAUAGUAGGGUUAUAAAAGGGAGCAAAGAAUCGGGUGUCGGCAACAUCAUUGAUAAAGUAGCACACACUAAAAAAACUGGUCAUAAAUCAACUGGAGGAAAGCCUCCUAUGAAGCUAUCAGUUAAUAAGGUGGGCAAAAGCAGUUCGAAGAGAAGAAUGCUCGAAGAAAUAACAAUCCCUGACACUCCAAAACUCUUCUCAGCCUCGUUUAAAGUUCCAAAACUCAAGCCUUCUUUUAAACCUGAAACAACUUGACCUCCUUUUGCAGCUGUUCUUGCAUAAUAUUUCACAAGCUUUGUGAUUUUGUUGUGUAGUAUAAUAUAACCACACACACACACACACACACACAUAUAUUAUAUAUAUUUAGGAUAUCUGAUCGGUAACUUCAUUAUGAAGGGCUGAUGGUUUUCAUUUGAUAUGUUGUAAUUUUUUUUGUUUCAGUUUGUUUUAGGGCAGUGUAUUGCUGCUUAGGCUGCUAUUUCAUUCUCCUCUAGGAAUUAGGUCCAUUAUUGGAUUAUGAAUUGUCAAGUUUUCAUGUGGGGAUUUUUUGUUGUAUCAUAUUCUGAUAAUUAAUGUGUAGUGUUCCAUCAGUUUCAAUGCUUGGUUGAAUGUAACAUAUAUAGAGAGAGAUGAAUUAAUGAUAUGU
Messenger RNA from Andrographis paniculata, 1543 nucleotides. RefSeq lists its product as uncharacterized. The transcript is spliced from 6 exons. The record is from RefSeq and is a predicted model, not a curated record. NCBI's taxonomy places the organism in Eukaryota, Viridiplantae, Streptophyta, Magnoliopsida, Lamiales, Acanthaceae. Bases 169 to 1152 code for a protein of 327 amino acids.